Musa acuminata subsp. malaccensis (wild Malaysian banana) is the source of this 1657-nucleotide messenger RNA. The record is from RefSeq and is a predicted model, not a curated record. Lineage: Eukaryota; Viridiplantae; Streptophyta; Magnoliopsida; Zingiberales; Musaceae.
GUUGAAGUAGUGAGUGGGAGGUGACCGUAGAAUGGCUUGCUUUUCUCUCGCGACACAACCAAGCCCGAUGGCGAUGCGCCGCGCGGGGCUACUCGGCCGCCACUUUGCCUCCCCCUUCCGGCUUCUCUGCCGCCAGAUUAGCGUGGAACCGCAGGCUACCGUUGAUCGACUGAAGGAAUCGGGAUUGUUGAGGACUCAGGGGCUUAUCGGUGGGAAGUGGAUCGAUGCCUACGAUGGCAAGACCAUUCAGGUGCAAAAUCCUGCUACUGGGGAUGUCAUUGCAAGUGUUCCAUGCAUGGGCAGGAAUGAGACUACCAAUGCAAUAUCCUCUGCAUAUAAUACAUUUUCUUCUUGGAGCAAACUCACUGCAAGUGAACGGAGCAAGUGUCUAAGGAAAUGGUAUGAUUUAAUUAUUUCCCAUAAAGAGGAUCUUGCAUUACUUAUAACAUUGGAACAAGGAAAGCCUCUAAAGGAGUCACUGGGUGAGGUUUCUUAUGGGGCUGCAUUUAUUGAGUUUUUUGCUGAGGAAGCUAAACGCAUAUAUGGUGACAUAAUUGCUCCCACAAUCGAUGAUCGUCGGUUGCUUGUUUUAAAGCAGCCUGUUGGAGUAGUUGGAGCAAUUACACCCUGGAACUUUCCUUUAGCCAUGAUUACCCGGAAGGUUGGGCCAGCAUUGGCUUGUGGUUGCACGGUUGUUGUCAAGCCAUCAGAGUAUACACCUUUGACUGCACUAGCUGCAGCAGAGCUUGCUCUUCAAGCUGGCAUACCACCAGGUGCACUGAACGUUGUGAUGGGCAAUGCGUCUGAUAUUGGCGAUACUCUGCUAGAAAGCACACAGGUAAGGAAGAUAACAUUCACUGGAUCAACAGCUGUUGGUAAAAAGUUAAUGGCAGGGUCAGCGAGUACUGUUAAGAAGAUAUCCUUGGAACUUGGUGGGAAUGCACCUUGCAUUGUGUUUGAUGAUGCAGAUCUGGAUGUGGCAGUAAAGGGCAGUCUUGCAGCAAAGUUUCGGAACAGUGGGCAAACAUGUGUUUGUGCAAACAGAAUACUUGUGCAAGAAGGUAUUUAUGAAAAAUUUGCUAAUGCUUUUGCAAAGGCGGUUCAGGCUUUGCAAGUUGGCAAUGGCCUUAUAGAAGGUACUGUUCAGGGUCCGUUGAUCAAUGAAGCUGCUUUAGAAAAGGUCGAAACAAUGGUCCAAGACGCUACUGCAAAGGGAGCAGAUGUAGUGACUGGAGGAAAGAGGCACAGCCUAGGCAUGACAUUUUAUGAGCCUACUGUUCUUGGCAAUGUCAAUAAGGAGAUGCUAAUAUUUCGGCAAGAAGUGUUCGGCCCAGUUGCACCACUUAUGCGUUUUAAAACUGAAGAAGAAGCUAUUCAGAUGGCUAAUGACACAAAUGCAGGUUUAGCUGCUUACAUAUUUACUACCAGCAUGCCUCGUACUUGGCGUGUAUCUGAAGCUCUCGAGUAUGGACUUGUGGGAGUUAACGAAGGACUAAUAUCCACUGAGGUUGCACCGUUUGGAGGAUUUAAGCAGUCUGGUCUCGGAAGAGAAGGUUCAAAAUAUGGGAUGGAUGAAUACUUGGAAAUUAAAUAUGUGUGCUUGGGUAACUUGAAGGGGACUUAGAAAUACUGGUAGAGCACCUUUGCAAGUCGGCUA